This is a messenger RNA of Contarinia nasturtii (swede midge), 882 nucleotides long. RefSeq lists its product as uncharacterized. Lineage: Eukaryota; Metazoa; Arthropoda; Insecta; Diptera; Cecidomyiidae. The record is from RefSeq and is a predicted model, not a curated record. The coding region runs from base 110 to 745 and encodes 211 amino acids. The transcript has 8 exons.
UUUGGAAACAAAUAACGUAAUUUUUAAAAUUCCACGCAUUUUUAUUACGACAAAAACAACCUGUUCACAAUAUAAAAAAUAGAACGAUUGCAAAGUGAGGGAGAUAAAGAUGUAUAAAACCCCAAUAAUAUUUGCGCUGACAUGGACAAUUAUUGCCUUUGACAUGGCUCUUGCGGACAUUGAUAUGAAGAGUUAUGAUGAAAUAAUUGGAGCCAAUGAAUAUGACAAAGAAUCUUUUGGGAGAUUUCAUAAAAUGUUGAAAAAAUAUUGUUUCGAAAAUGGAACAACAAAAGCCAUAUUUGAAAAAACCAAAUUCAAUAAGAAGUCAAUGAAGUACAUAAGCUAUACAAGUAACGAAUUCAAAAACAAUUGUGGUGUGCUUUACGAUUUGAAAAAGGCAAAUCCGUCUGUAACUGGUAUGACGGAUCCAGAGUUGGCUUUCAGAACAUUAUUUGAAGCGGUAAAAUCAAUAUAUGACACAUAUGAAAGAAGAUUAGUCGGAGAGGAUAAUAGUCGUGCGAAAACCAUGUUGAAAGAACAAUUCGAAGAGGAUCCAAUAAAAUUCCUGCUCAGUUUGACAAAACGAAGAUUGGGAUUAGAGGAAGACAUCGGUACUAUUCAGGAUAUUUUUGAAAAUGUUUCACGAGAAGAAGCAGCUUUACGCACAUACAUACUAGAGAAGGAUGAUGAUGAUGAUAAGGUGGACUGCUUCAGUUGCCUUCGGAUAUUACGAUACAUUUGUUGAUCAAUCGACUUUAAAAAUUUUGAUAUUUAAAUAUACAAAUAUAAACGAUAUUCGAUAAGUACCCCGAUCUAUAACUCGAAUAAUCAAUUUGUGGCAUAUUUUAUCAAUAAAAAGAAAUUAAUUUAUUUAUAAAUAUA